AUGGCGGACACCGAUGCCCCUGUCCCCGCUGCAAGCGUGCCAGCUCCGCGGCCGACGUCAACAACUGCGGCGGCGAAACGAGUGCCACUGGCUUCAGCUACCAAACCAGUAUCACCAUCCACAGCUCGCCCUGCCCUUGGAACUAGCAUCAACAAGCCUCCUACUCGACCUUCGGUGACAGUCCGGAGAUCAGGAACCGCAGCCACCAAAACAACUUCAGAAAAUGAAGCCCAACCAGCGAUACCGACUGACGGGACACAGAAGUCCCCUAGUGCCAAUGGCGUCUCACGACGAAUCUCCUCCAUUGAGGCGGCGAAGCCGGCGUUUUCGAAGGUUAUACCACGGACUUCUACUGCGCCUUCGACCACAGGCAUUGUAAAGAGACCGGCGAUGAGCUCGCGCACUAGUAGCAGAGAGAGCAUGGCAUCUAGCACAAUAAGGCCACCCAGUAGCUCGAGAAGUACGAGAACCUCUCUCGCCCCUAGUAGUCGGCCCGCAGAGAACACAACCAGACCCGCCUCGAGAAUAUCCACGAUGCCACCACCGCCGAAGCCAGCUUCAGCAGCUCUGCCGACCUCACUCUCAAGUCCGGAAUCGAGCAAGAAUGCAGCCUCCGUAGCUCCCUCAACACCCUCCAAACCAGACCUCCCCACAAGCCCUCCCAAACCCCUCGAGAAAGCGAGCCCAGCACGAUCGACCGAUCCCAAAAGCCCACCCAAGCUCACUUCAACCCCACGGAAGCUCUUCACUCACAGCACAUCCAAGUCCGUUUCGACCCCUCGGAAGCUCCUAGUCGACACCGAACCCGACACUCCCGCAGCACCCCCCCUCAGCAAACCUACCGUCCCGCAACCCCAGCAAGUCCGCCGCCCGGUCACCGCGCCUAGCAAGCCUGCCAGCAAGGAAGACGAGGAGGCGAAGGCGCAGAAGAGCAUGGAGGUAGUGCGGGAAUUACUGAGGGAAUCUACGGCAAGAGAAGCGCUCGAAGAGCAGAUCCGAGACUUGCAGGCCGAGGUUGAAUAUUUCCAGAAACGGCGGCCAUCAGUGGCAGCAUCCGGAAAGGAUGCAGAGAACAAGGCUGAGCUAGAGAAGCUCAAGGCCGAGCAUGCUGCUGUCGUGGAUCAGCUAGGAACGACACAUGCGUCUGAAUUGAGGGUUUUGCGGGACGAGCUGGCGAAGAGGGAGAAGGUUGAUGCGGAGCUGGCUACGAUCAAAAUGCAGUUGGCUGAAUCGCAGGCUAAGGCGCAGGCACUGGUCACGGCGCGGAAGACGGAGGUUGAAAAACUUAAUGCGGAGAUUGUGAAGAUGAGAAGGCAGCUCUUUGAGACGGCUGAGGCGAAGGCUGCUGCGGUUGCGAAGCAUGAGGCACAGUACGAGGAAAUUAAGAAGCAGCUCGAUGAAUCGAAGAAGGCGGCGGUAGAAGCAGCUGCGAAGCAAGAAGUCGAGCUGAAGAAACGCGAUGCUGAUAGGGAUGAGUUGACACGAACCGUGGAUGACCUCAAGAAGGAGAUCAACAAGGCUAAGUCCGAAGUAUCUACGCGAACUAGGAAACAGGACGAGGAAAGGAAGACAUCCGCCAAGAAAACCGAUGGGCUUCAAGCAGAGCUCGAGGACCUUUGCCGGAAGGAGUCUGAGGCGCGUCGGACGAACGAAGAUGCUGCAAAGAGAUCUGAAAAGAUCAUUGACGAUUUGCGGAAAGAGCUUGCAGAGGCGGUCAGAAAGGAAGACAAGCAGAAGGCGGACUUAAUAAAGACAACCCAGGAUCUGCAAGCCGAACUCGAGGAACUGCGUCGCAAAGAUUCUGAGGGACGCCAGGCGACUGAGCGUGCGGCAAUAGAGUCUGAAGAGACCAUAAAGGGGCUUCGGGCAGAGCUUGCGGACGCACUACAUAAGUCAGGCGAGCAGAAAGUGGGGCUAACGAAGACGACUCAGGAUCUGCAAGCUGAGCUUGAGGAACUACGCCGCAAGGAUACAGAGGGACGCCAAGCGACCGAAGACGCGGCCAAGAAGUAUGAAGAGGUUGUGAACGGCCUCCGCGCGGAGCUUGAAGCCUUACGGAAGACAAGCUCGGAGGACCUGAAGCGGAGCGAGGCCGCCGCGAAGAGCGCUGCCGGGCUCGCUGACGAUCUUACGACACAGUUGGAGAAGCUACAAGAGGGUCACGGAGUACAGAUGCGACAAAUGGAAGAGAAGACUGCAGAGUCGUCGAAACUUGUAGAGGAUUUGCGAAACAAACUGAAGACCCUUUACCAGCAGCAUAUUGAAGAAACGCAACGUGCCGAAGACGCUGACGAGCGGUCGACAGAGACACUCGAAAGCUUGCGGAAAGAGAUAGACGCGUUACGAGAAGCGAAAGCUGGUGAAUUGCGUGCUAAGGAGGACGAGCUAGCGCAAAGCCGGAAGAUUGUAGAGAGUCUUCAAGUUGACAUCCAGAAGCUACAGAACGACGGAAUAGACGGUAACAAAGUGGCCGAGGAACUGCGAAGCGAAGUCCAGAAGCUGCAGCAAGCGCAGGUCGCAUCUACGCAACAAAAAGAAGAAGAAAUCAAGAAUCUGACCACCAUCAUCGAAGAACUCCGCUCAGAAACUCAAACCUUGACCGAACGAAAUGUCCAGGCAAACCGUGAGAAGGAUCAGGAAGUCAAGAGCUUGACCCUUGUUUUGGAUAAGCUGCAGACGGAGAACGCUCAGCUCCAGCAGAAGAACACGGAAUUUGAGAACGCAAAAGAAAAGGAGAUCAAGAGCUUAGGCGAGACAAUUGACAGGUUGAAGGCCGACGCUGAGCACCUACAGGAGCAGAGCGUACAACAGGAGAAGGCCAGCCAGGAAGAGCUCAAACGCGUUGAUGUAGUUGCUGAGGGAUUGCGAGCUGAUCUUGAAAAGCAAAAGCGGGAAGCUUCCCAGUCCAUAGGCGACCGGCAGUCGGAAAUUUCUGACCUCAACAAGACGAUCGAGAGUCUGCAGGACAAGAUUAAAGGGAUGGAGUCCGAGAGUGCUGCCAGGCGAGACGCGCUAAAACAGGUCAACCAAGUCGCCGAUGGACUGCGAGCCGAGCUCCAAAAGCAGCAGCAGGAAGUUUCCCAGUCCAUGGACCAACGACAAUCCGAGAUAUCCAGCCUAAACCAAACGAUCGAGGAUUUGCACUCCAAGAUCACUGCCCUAGAGUCCUCCAAAGCCGCCUCAGCGGAAGCCUUCCAGCAGCAAAUCAAAGACCUAAAGACCGCCAUACAAGCCCUCAAAGGCGAUCUAGCCGCCGCCCAGCAACGCGAAGCCGACAUCACCGACGACUUGAGGGACAAGGAUAAGGUGAUCCAAGACCUGUACGCUCAGAUCAAGGCCGCUGAGCAAGAGAACACUGAGGCAAGCCGCAAACAGCUAGCUGAUGCUGAUGAGGCGCUGAAACGUGUCACAGCUAGCUACGAGGAUCGGCUAGAGCGGGCGAGCCAGUGGCAGGCUGAAGCUACAGAGAAGGAUAGGCAGGUUCAAGAGUUGCGAGAGGAAGUCGAAAAGCUCAAGGUUGAUGCGGUCGAAGAGGGCAAGAAGCGGGACGUCGAUAUCACGGCCGACCUCGAGCGAACCAUCGAGAGUCUCCGGGACGAGCUUGAGCUGGCACGACAACGCGAGGCCGAGGCUGCUGAAGCAGGUUUGAAGCUGCAGGCAGACACUGAAAGCUUCCAGUGCACCGUCGAGAAUCUUAGAACUCAGCUGGCAUAUUCUAAGAAUGAGCAUGCAAGGGUAAAAGAGGAGCUCCAAGCCAAGUUCAGCAGUGUUGAAGAAGCACAAGUCAAAGCGAUCCAGGAGCUGAAAUCUUUUCAUGUCGAAGCUUUAAAAGCGCAAGCUGAUCAAUUUGAGACUCGUCUCAAUGAGAGCAGCAGUAAGCACACAUCGCAUUCAAACGCUCUUCAGGAGCUGCAGAAGAACCACGAUGCGAUGAUCUCCGAGCACUCCAACGCCAUCGCAGAGCUCAAAAAGACUCACAAAGCCGCCCUCGCCGAGCGCGACGCCGCGGACUCGAAAACAGCGGCAGACCUCAACAGCCGCGCCAUCCCCCCCGAAGCCACUUCGAACGAAGAAAGCGAUAGGAUCGUAGCUUCGCUCAAAGCUGAGCUCGCAGGCUCCAAAGCCGCCCUCACGUCUCUACAAUCCGAGCUCGAAGAAGCCCGCGCUGAUAUCAGGACGCUUGAGGACGUGAAUGAGGAACUCUUUGAGGGGCAGGAUCGCUUACAUGAAAAGCUUAAGGACGCUCGACAGGAGAAGGAGGAGAGUGCGAGGGGAUUGGAGAGGGUGAAAGCAAGCCGGCAUACAGACGCAAAGUCCGAUGCUAGACGUACCAUGUCGCCGCCACUCGGCGGCACAACGCUCAACGGCGAUUUUGCUCCUAGCAAGUGGGCGACUUCGGCAUUGAAGGAGGUGAUGGAUGGCGCCGAUGCGCAGGCUACGUCUGGCGCGGAGACGGAGCCGAUGACGGGGAGGUUGCAAAAUGGGUUUUCGCUCGAAGGCACUCUAGCAUCGCUACGCGAACAGACACGGCAGCUUGCGGAACUGAACGAUGAUUAUUUGAAGGAGAACACGAGGAUGACCAAGUUGGUCGCCGAUAUGGAUGAUGCUUUGCCCGGCGAUGGCGCGUUGGGGGUCUGUGCAUGA
Messenger RNA from Coniosporium apollinis CBS 100218, 4644 nucleotides. RefSeq lists its product as uncharacterized. The coding region runs from base 1 to 4644 and encodes 1547 amino acids. Lineage: Eukaryota; Fungi; Ascomycota; Dothideomycetes. The transcript is spliced from 4 exons. The record is from RefSeq and is a predicted model, not a curated record.